AUGCCUGCAGGCAAGACUUUCCGCCGGCGCCGGGCCGACUCGGUCUCGGAGGACAACGAGCAGGGCAUGGAGGAGGUCCGAUUGAAAUUGGAAGAAACCAAAGAAGUUCAGAGCCUGAGAAGGAGGCCCAAUGGAGUCACUGCUGCAGCCUUACUGGUUGGUGAGAAAGUCCAAGAAGAAACGACAGUCGUGGAUGAUCCAUUUAAGAUCAAGACUGGUAUAAUGGUGAACAUGAAGAGGCUGAAGGAGAGAAGCAAGGAUUGGAUUAAUAAAGAGGAAGACCUCAACCUAGGAACAUCUUUUUCUGCAGAAACCAAUUGGAGGGAUGAAGAUGCUGACAUGAUGAAGUACAUUGAAACGGAGCUGAAGAAAAGGAAAGGGAUUGUGGAAAACGAGCAGAAGGUGAAGCUGAAGAACGCAGAGGACUGUCUGUAUGAGCUCCCUGAGAACAUCCGCGUUUCGUCAGCCAAGAAGACCGAAGAGAUGCUGUCCAAUCAGAUGCUGAACGGCAUCCCCGAGGUCGACCUGGGCAUUGAUGCAAAAAUAAAAAAUAUCAUUUCGAAGGAGGACGCCAAGGCCCGCCUGCUAGCCGAGGAGCAGAACAAGAAGAAGGACAGUGAAACGUCCUUCAUCCCGACCAACAUGGCCGUGAAUUACAUGCAGCAUAACCGAUUUUAUCACGAAGAGCUGAAUGCGUCAGUGCGAAGGAACAAAGCGGAACCCAAAGCUCGACCCUUACGUGUGGGAGAUACUGAGAAGCCAGAGCCUGAGCCUUCGGCUCCAAACCAUAAGCGGCCACGUAAUGAGAAAACAACUGACGACUAUCAUUAUGAGACGUUCAAGAGGAUGAACAGAAGAUAUUGA
This is a messenger RNA of Tachyglossus aculeatus (Australian echidna), 864 nucleotides long. Its product is annotated as telomere length and silencing protein 1 homolog. The coding region runs from base 1 to 864 and encodes 287 amino acids. The transcript has a single exon. Gene Ontology annotation, biological process: mRNA splicing, via spliceosome. Gene Ontology annotation, cellular component: spliceosomal complex. Lineage: Eukaryota; Metazoa; Chordata; Mammalia; Monotremata; Tachyglossidae. The record is from RefSeq and is a predicted model, not a curated record.